Cylicocyclus nassatus is the source of this 354-nucleotide messenger RNA. NCBI's taxonomy places the organism in Eukaryota, Metazoa, Nematoda, Chromadorea, Rhabditida, Strongylidae. The record is from the annotation of a GenBank genome assembly.
AUGCAGCUAUUUCAAUUCUUAUUCGUUCUUCUAUGCUCGCUCACGCUUGUGCAAGAUUCUUCAGGACAAGAACAAAAUGUUUCGGCAAUGGGACAGCAACAAAAUAUUUCAGCGACAGAAGGCGAUGUGGUUCCUCAGUUUGGUUUGGGAAGCAUAUUUGGUGGAAUCGGUAAAGGUCUGGCGAGUAUCGGCGGUUGGGCGGUCGGUCAGAUAGGUAGUCAGCUAGGUCUUCAUUUUCUGGGAGGAUAACACUAACCACUGCAACACUACCAACAACCACGAUACUACUGAGCAAAUGUGAUUUCAUUCUGUUGAGCUAUAACAGAAAAAAUAAAACUUCUUGAGACGUGUAAA